This is a messenger RNA of Rodentolepis nana, 5916 nucleotides long. Lineage: Eukaryota; Metazoa; Platyhelminthes; Cestoda; Cyclophyllidea; Hymenolepididae. The record is from the annotation of a GenBank genome assembly.
AUGAGCUUCCAAAAUAAUCAAAACGGCUCAAUGAGCACCCAACAGGGUUAUAUGACAAAUCCCUCCCAACCAACACCUCCCUCUAAUGGAUCCCAGUUCGCUUCGGAGUGUUCGAAUCAAUUUCGUGGUCAUCCAUAUCAAGGCUAUCCAAGUCAGGAAUGUGCUUCGGAUAUGCCAGCCCCAAAUGUGUCUGUCAGCCAGCCAAGUCAUGGACAGACCUUGACAUUAAAUCAAUUACUUCUCCAAAAUAAUUCCCCUGGUCCCCAGUCAAAUCUUGCUCCAGCAGCAAUGUCACCGAUGGGCCAACCCAGUGGAUAUAGAUAUGAUCCCUAUGGAUAUAUGCCAAAAUCUGGCCAACAGCAAGAUGGAAAUGCGGAUCUGACAUCUACUCAGGAGAAUAUGCUACGAUCUUCACGUGCUAAUACCCCACAAGAAGGCGGUACUUCAACGGCAUCAGAUCAGCAGAUGGAUUCGUCCUCGACAUGUCCGCCUUCCAAAGCUCAACCAAAUAGAACAGCACCACAGCAACAGCCCCAAGGCGGACCCUCUCCAUUACCCCCUAAUUACCCACCUCAACAAGGUGGCAUGUCUAUUCGACCUCCAGGCAACUUUCCUCCACGCCCUGGUUAUCCGCCUGAGUAUAACCAAGAUCCCUAUGGAGGACCUUAUCCUCCAAUGCAGAGGUACCCCCCACCUCAGCAAUCUCGUUAUUCAAAUCCUGGAAGUUGUUACUCAAUGAUGCCCCCACCACCUCCCCCGAACGCCGGUUAUCCUUCCUCUGAGUAUUCACAGAAGAUGUGGCCCUCUUAUCCUACAAAUAUGAUGCAACCAGAUCAUCCAUCGAAUUACCCGCCUCAGAGACCAUCUUAUCAACCACAGCAAGACAUGUUUGGUCGGGGCCCCUAUCCUUCUGGUCCUCCUCCAAUGGCCAACGGAGCAUCACCAACCCCUCCUAGGGGACCAACACAAACUCAUAUGCGGUAUCCUCAUCCUCCAGAUCAUGGUGGCGUCAUGCCUCAACCACCUACUCAUGUUCUUUCAACUCAACAACAACAGGAUCAAUCUCCUGUCGUUUUCCCAACCCUUUCUUCUCAGCAACCUCAGUCAAAUAGGCCUGAAACCAGAGAUGAUUCGAGGGUAUCUUGUUCCGGUGAUCAAAGUAGUGCUGGAGAACAAGGCAUGCCACCACGUCCAUCUUCGUCUUCAUCCGCCCGAACUGGGCCCCCAAAUUCACCGAAAAAGGACGAGGAUUCAUCACAGCAACCACAACCAGCUACUCAACAGGCCCCACCACAACAACAAAAUACUCCAGUACCAUCUCAGCAUCAUCAAUACAUGAUGCAGCAUCAGAUGCAGAAUAUGUAUCGUCAUCCUUGUCCCCCCACUCGAAUGCCACUUAGGGGACCUCAUCCUGGGGCUGUUGGUGCUUGUAACUAUCCUCCCCCUUCUGGUUACUCUCCUCCAAACUUUCCACCUUACCAACAGCAACAGGCUUCCUAUCCUGGUGAAAUGCCCCCAAUGUAUCAGCAUCAACCCCCUCAUUAUGGAAGUCACCAGUAUCCUCCUCAGUACCCCCUAAGUAGAGGGGGUUAUCCACCAAAUCAGUCUGCUCCACCUAAUCAACAGCCACCAUCGACUCACCCUAUGGCUCAGCCCCCUCCUAAUCUGAGUCCUCAGUCAGCCUCAUGUUUUUCACGACUUAUGGAAAUGGGUUUUGAACAGGAAAGACGUCAAUGGCUUGAGCAUUAUUUCUUUUUCAUGGAAUCCAUUGAGAAGCCCCUUACUGGCCUGCCACAAGUUGUCAAGCAGCCACUCGAUCUCUAUCGAUUCUAUCAAGCAGUUCGAGAGCGUGGCGGUGUACUGGAAGUUAUUAAAACUAAGAGGUGGAAGGAGAUUAGCCAAUUAUUCAACAUAAACGCCUCCGCAUCUGCCGCUUAUACUCUUCGAAAGAAUUACUGCAAAUAUCUGCUGGACUACGAGUGUCGAUUUGAUCAUGGUCCGGGUGGAGUAGAUGUUCGUGUUGUUUCAGCUCAAAUCGAUACACUCUCUGGAAAGAAAAAGAAGACUUCUGUUGGAUCAAUCGGUGGAUCAGAAAUGAAUGAAUCGUCUACUUCGAGUUCAACACCUUUUCCCCCGCCUUCACCUGUUGGAAGCCAGUCUUCAGCGUCGUCAAACUUAAUGCCACCUACAGUUCAGCAGCCACCUAGCAAUGGAGGCAGUGUUUCACAUCAAGGGGGUUCUACUGCUUGUCCAGUUGAGGAUGGAGCUGGUAAAUCUGCUUUAUCUCCUCUAGGAGGGGGUCCCGGUAGUGGGAUGUCUCCUGCUCCUUCAUCAGCAGCUGCGUCCCCUUACCCCCAGCCACCAUCAGCCCCACAUCAGCCUGUGGAACAACAGCAACAACAAUCACCUGGAGGAUACCCUGUACCUCCCCUUGGAUCGCUCCCACCUAGUCAACCUCCUGUGAGUGGUGGUGUACCGCCUUGGAGACCACCUUCAUCACAAUUGAUGGGACAGAACCAACGUCCACCAUUUACUCCUGCACCUCCUGGGUAUCCCCAGCAGUCACGAAUGCCUGGACAGGGUUACGGGAGUGAAAUGGUUGGUGGUCGCCAUCCCUAUCCGCAGGUAACCCCACCCUAUUCUCGGCCUACAACAGGAGGCCAUUUGAUGGCUGCAAUGGAGGGAAUGCGACCUGAGAUGACCGGUCCUGCCGAUAUGCCCCCAAAACCUUCCCAAAUGCUAACUCCAGGAGGCAAUACCGUUCACCAUCCUCCACAAGCUCCAACUAUGGGAUACCAUCAAAGGCCUCAACCCUAUAUGGGCGGAAUGGGGCAACAACAGGGAAAUCAACAGCCUCCACAACCACCUCCUUCAUUCACUGCCCACUAUCAGCCUCGACCACCUUCGGGAAUACCUCCAAGACAUCCAAUGCCACCUUUUAAUACUGGAGGAUAUCCUGGGGGGUCCGGAUUUACUCCUCAGCCCCCACCAAACACUGCUCUCGUGCCUCCACAGCAGCAGCAACUCCCACCACAACAACAGGCUCAGCCACCAAAUCAACAGCACCAGGCCCCUCCCAGGCUGCAUCAUUAUUCUUCUGGACCUCCUUCAGGUGGACCCUUGGUGCCACCGCAACAGACUCAAAGUCAACCUCAUAUCCCUUCUCCGCAUCCCGGAAUGAUGCCUCAACAGCGUCCUGGUCCCGCCUAUGUUCCGAAUCCAAAUGCUGCCUACUGGAGACGCCUCGAAGUCGCUCAACUAUUCCCGCCUGGUUGUGUUGAAGCCACACAAAUCGAUACUAGCCGUCGAAAGCGACAUAGGAUAAAGGACUUAGGAAAUCUGACUGCAACUAAACUGGUGAUGGCGUUAAAGUCGGGUUUACCGGCUGAGACAACUUGGGCCUUGAAUGCACUGAAUGUAAUUCUUCGCGACGAGCCAAACAUUCUGGAAGCCUACUUUUCUCCUCCCCAGCAACCACUAUUUGCAAUUAAUACUAAUGCACCCACACUAACAACUCUGGUCACUUCGCUCACUGAUCAUCUUCGCCAUGCUGCUAAUGAGCUCUUCCCCCAUCAUCGCCUCAUUUCCGAAUUGGAAUUACCGUUGCAUCUUGACGCUGAGACAGAUAAGCCCUACAUUGAUUCGAAAGAUCCACCUCCAUUGGAUAUUCAGACAACCUCAUUUAUUCAGGAAAAUAAUCACAUUUUUGUGGAUUUGUUUAGUGAGAUUGCCGCUAAAAACAAGUUAUCCUCUGCUCCAUCGAAUGGUUUAUUAAAUUUGGAGCGAGAAAUUGCUUUCAUGGCACAUUCAAUGGGGAUUUCUGUGAGUUCCUUACGCGACGCUAUCAAACAACUCCUUCAUGGUAAAAAUUAUCGACUUUUACUCAAAGCUACUCCACCAAAAUUGCCCAAACCUCUUCAAAGUGGUUUUGAUGGGAACCUGGAUAAAGCUGGAAGCGGAAGCCUUGGAAAACGAGGACGCGGAAGGGGUUCGACAUCUCUCCUUGCUGAAUACAUGGCAGCAUUUGAUUCAGUUCAUUCGACAUCUGUUGUUGUGCCUCCAAAGCAUUCAAUCACUCCAACACUCCUAGUGAACAAUUUAUCUGGAUCUGAGGCUCGUACAAACAUCCGAAGGAUCGCUUUAUUAGCACUAGAUGAACUUAUGGAAGGAAAGGAAUCUCCUCCCCCUGUUUUACUUCCUGCAGAUGACGUUGGUGUUGAAUUGACCUCAUUGCCAAGCUCUCCACUUCCUCCUUCCUCAAUGAGAGAGGUUUUCUUGCGUGGUGGUUCGGAUUCUACGGCUUACAUUCUCCCACAUCCAAUUGGUUGUCGUUCAAGCGCUGUGGAUGCUCCCACGAUCAGAAGGAAACGGGUUUUGUUAUCAAAUGAAGCUCCUUCGGAAAAGAAUUCAAAACGAGCACGGUCUCUCUCCUCUUCGUCUCUUCCUGUUCUCUCCCCUCAGAAAUUCGAGGAAAAGAAUGAGACAGAGGCUAUUCUGAAUGCCUCUUCCACUGCUGGUACUGAACCGAAUAAUGUUGAUUUGGAGGAUGACCAGGAUUCAGAAUUGAAUAGUCAUCGAUUGAUGACGGACUCUAGAGGAUACUGUCCACUUCGUGCUAGGUCGGAGAUUAUUCGUCGGGGUGAUUCCGCUCUUUGGCCGGUUGAUGCAGUCUCUGAACGAGCAGAAGGAUUUGCGUUACGAUGUCUUUGUAUUUCCACGGUUCUUCGAAAUCUCUCUUUCCUCCCCUCAUGUGAAAGGGUUCUGGCCAAUCAUAAGGCUCUCCUUGCUUUAGCUGGAAGGUUGUUGACUGUUGCACACACUCAUUUCGACAAUCCUAAUGUGGAUUGGGCUUGUGUGGAAGAUCACGCUAUUCGCUAUGAAUCAAACUCCGCCUGGUGGAUGCCGUGGUUGGAUGAGCUAUGUGAGAAUAUCCUGGUCCUUUUGGUUAACAUUUCGGGUCAUCUUCAAUGUGCUCCUCUUCAUGAAACAAUAAUUAGACCUCUUCUGGAGGGUUUGCUUCACUGGGUGACUUGUCAAACUGCUGCGGCGACUGAUCCCCUACCUGGUCAUCGUAUCAUCUCCCCUUGUCGCCUUGCAUUGGAGGCUCUUAAUAGGUUGUCAGUGAGUGAGUCGAAUGUGGCCAUGUUACUCGCAACGAUGGAUGCUCUCAGUGCUCAACAGCUGUUUGACCGCCUCGCCUCCUGGCUAUCUCUGCCCGAAGAUCAAGUUACACGGGAAUUGGCGUUCUCCACAAUGCACUACCUCUCUGAACCUCCAGCAAACAUCUGUCAACAGCAGGUUGAUGGAAAUAAUGCGUCAACUUACGGACUCUCGAUGAUUGCUGAGGCAAAACCAUGUCCUGUUGCAGGUCUGGUAGCCUUUAUAGAAGUUAUGGAGUCUAAAACACGUAGAGUAAUUGAUCAGUAUGGAGUUCAGAUGCUGCAGGAUACACCGGAGUUGAUGGGUACUUCAUUGGAAUUGCUUCGACGAGCCGGAGCUAUGUUAGAGAGGCUGGCAGCUAACUCCUUUGGAAGGAGUCGGUUUACACCCGAUUUGGAAUUGAGAAUUCUUGGUUUAGCUACAUCGAGAGUGUUAGAUGCCACGGUGGCGCAAUUGCUCUCUGGUUGUCUUCUUAAUCUACCACAAAGGGAUAGUCAUUCUGAGGGCAUCUAUGACCUCAUUCCAAAGAUGCCUUCAGCAGAAAAGGUUGCGGAACUUUUGAAAUCUCUUGAGGAGUCGAAGAAGGAGAUAGGUGAUGCGAAGGAGAAGGAGUGGUCUAGUAAGAAAGAGGAUUGUACCGAAUCGAAAUUGCCGGAGCAAUCGAAAAUUGUGGAUAAUGAGAAUGAAAGUAAGGUGGCAACCUUAAAUGAAACACCGUCGUCUACAAGCAAGAGAGAAGUGGUAGCCGCUGUAUAA